Molecule: messenger RNA, 681 nt
Organism: Talaromyces amestolkiae
Lineage: Eukaryota; Fungi; Ascomycota; Eurotiomycetes; Eurotiales; Trichocomaceae
Exons: 1
Coding region: 1-681 (226 amino acids)
Source: RefSeq, a predicted model, not a curated record
AUGGUGGUGAUCCGCAAACCAGGGAAACUAGACUACACAGAUCCCAAGGCCUAUCGCCCCAUCGCGCUACUCAGCAUGAUUAGGAAGACGCUAGAAUCCAUGAUCGCAAGCUAUCUAGUAGAAAGACACAAUCUACUGCCGAAACACCAUAUUGGAGGUCGACGAGGCCGCUCCUGCGAGCUCGCGAUCCAUCUCCUAUUAGAAGAGACUCACCACGCCUGGCGGGACGGCUCACGCGUGGCCUCCGGCCUCACAUUAGACGUGACCGGGGCGUUUAACAACGUGAAUCAUAUAAGGAUGCUCCACGACCUACGAAAGCGCCAGGUCCCAGACGAGAUCACGGGAUGGAUUAGGAACUUUUUAAGCCACCGCCGCACAUCGAUCGUACUGCUAGAGGGCAAGAUGGGCGAAUUCGAUAUCAAUACUGGGAUCCCUCAGGGGUCUCCACUGUCGCUAAUCCUAUUUCUCUUCUUCAACGCGGAUCUUAUCGAGCAGAUACAAGCCGAGUGCCCAGAUACGUACGUCAUUGGAUACAUCAAUGACAUCUUUAUCAUAGCAUUCAGGAGAUCCGCGGCGGCUAAUUGCCAUACCCUCACCUACGCGCACCAGGUGGCAGAGCGCUGGGAGAGGACCCACGCCUCUUGGUUCAACCCCAAGAAAUACCAACUCGCCUAUUUCUGA